AUGACUGAUAUGAAUAAUGUCACGUCAAGUAUAGAGGCAAAUAUUCAUACACUUGAAGAUGAGGAAGUUCUUCAAUAUUUAAUCACACACUCCAAAACUUCAAAAACUAUGGAAUUAAGCCUUGGAUUAUCAUCAAUUCAAUCAGAAAUUAUAUCAAAUUUAUUAUCCUCAAACUUGGAUUUUUGUAUUGAGAACAAUUUGAAUCUGAUUAAACUUUGUAUGUCAAAUGGAUCAAUGUAUUAUAGCCCACAGAUAGCUAAACAACAUAUAUGUCCCAGCCUUAAGUCUGUUUUAUCAAAUAAAGUUAUUCAAUCAUGGGAUAAGUAUAUUGAUGAUGAGAUUCUCAAAGCUAAAAACCAGUAUCAAAGAGGUGGUAUACAAGGAUUAGAUAUUGAAUAUAAUGAGAUUGAAACUUUGGAAAUCCAGAAGUUUAAUCAAAGUUUGGUUGAUAAAUUACGUUAUGGGAAUUUAAAAAGUAUAGAAAAAAGUGAAUUAUUGUACAUGAUCUUUAUUUUUUUCAAUCAUGAUUAUAAUCUUUUGAAUCAUAAUUAUGAAAAACAACAAAGUUUAUUAAUCCCUCAAAUUCAGUCUAUUCAAAACCAAGAUGAUCAAAUCUUAAAAUUAUUACAAAGAUCCAUACCCAUUUUUGAAAAUUUGAAUGAAAUGAAAACUUGGUUCAAUAGAUAUAUCAAAGCUUUCCAAAUAAUAUUCCAAGGAUUUGGAUCGCCCAUAACAACAUCUACCAAUCCCUUAGAAACUCACACAACUUCAACCAAACCGAACCUUUCUCAGACCAUAACUCCCCAAAAUUUCAUAAACAUCAUACAAUUACACAUCAAAACCCAAACCAUAUUAAUCCAAUUUGAUAACUCCCCAGAUCUAGAUUAUGAUUUCCUAACCAAUCCAAAUGAUUUAAAACCAUUACAAAACCUGAUAUCAUGUUUAAUUUCCCAAAAUACAAGGAUUGGCGUUUUAACUAAUUUAAACCAUCUAAUCUUGAUUUUUUUGUUUCCUAAAGGUAUUGGAUAUGAUAAUAACCAGGGAUCAGAUCCUGAGAUACGGUAUAAAGUUGUUAAUUUUUAUGAUGAGGGGCUGACAAUGAAUUGGUUGGUUUUUUAUAUCUUGGGGAUAUUGGAUGAUGUUGAUUUUAGAUUUAGGGAAGAUGAAUUGGAUGAAGUUGUGUUAAGUUUUGAAGAUGAGAUUUCAAAAUUGAUGCUUUAG
Hansenula ciferrii is the source of this 1221-nucleotide messenger RNA. RefSeq lists its product as uncharacterized. The coding region runs from base 1 to 1221 and encodes 406 amino acids. NCBI's taxonomy places the organism in Eukaryota, Fungi, Ascomycota, Saccharomycetes, Phaffomycetales, Wickerhamomycetaceae. The record is from RefSeq and is a predicted model, not a curated record. The transcript has a single exon.